This is a messenger RNA of Cheilinus undulatus (humphead wrasse), 912 nucleotides long. RefSeq names its product TEN1 subunit of CST complex (gene ten1). The record is from RefSeq and is a predicted model, not a curated record. Lineage: Eukaryota; Metazoa; Chordata; Actinopteri; Labriformes; Labridae. Gene Ontology annotation, biological process: negative regulation of telomere maintenance via telomerase. Bases 82 to 480 code for a protein of 132 amino acids. The transcript has 3 exons. Gene Ontology annotation, cellular component: CST complex. Gene Ontology annotation, molecular function: single-stranded DNA binding; telomeric repeat DNA binding; telomerase inhibitor activity.
GGAAGUACCUCGGUCUCCAUUCAUGCUCCAUAUCAAAUAUCGAACUACUUUGAUUGUUGUUGAUUUCUUCGUUUUUCAGCGAUGCUUCCAGGAGCUGCAGUUUUCCACUUUCUCUGGGAAAUAAACUCUGGAGCCUUGAAGGAAGGUGAAUCGGUGAGAGUAUUUGGCAGACUCUCCUGCUAUCAACCUGAGGAGUCGAGGGCUACACUGUCAGCUCAGCAUGCUUCAAAAGAGCACCAGGUAGUUGUCCACACGCUGUAUGUGGAGCCCUUUGACCCAAUAAUUGGAGCUCAGUAUAUUGCUUUGGGUGAAAUAGAAAAUGCCGAAGAUGUCGGCGCGAUGGUUCGUGCUCGUGUGUUCAACUGUGUCGAUGGAGUUAACGUUGCCCUUUUACAGAAAGCCAUCAAUGAGCAAAGAGGCUUCUUCAGGGAGAGGGAACAGAAACAGGGUGAUGCUGCACAACUUCAACAUGUCACCUAACAUCUGCAGGUGAUAUGUUCAUUAAGUUUCCCAUGAUUCUCUGAGUAUCAGGAGAAAGGCACCGCCUCUGAAGCUGUUAGAUAAGCUGCACUAGAAUGGUCUUACUUAAGUCCCAUCUGCCUUUAAGACUGUUUAGUUACGUGUGCAUCACACCAGGAUUGUUAAGUUUGUUUGAAUAUUUCAUCAUAACAGCAUUCAAAGGUUUGACACAUUUUGAUGACUUUAUUUUUUUCCUGUUUAGGUCAUAAGCAAUGAACAUUUUGUUUGCUUUCAUGGCUUAUGACACAGAGUUUGAGUCAUUUUUUUAUUUUUUUAAAUGUUAAUGUGUGAUAUAAAAAAAUGCACUAAGGUAUCAAAGGCAUAAGAUGUAUUGUUGUAACCGCAAACACAUCAAAGGUCAUGCUUUUUUCUAAUUAAAAAAGAACUAUCAAA